This is a messenger RNA of Seriola aureovittata, 2667 nucleotides long. It is a transcript of the gene kif2c, whose product is annotated as kinesin family member 2C. Bases 462 to 2552 code for a protein of 696 amino acids. The transcript has 21 exons. Lineage: Eukaryota; Metazoa; Chordata; Actinopteri; Carangiformes; Carangidae. Gene Ontology annotation, molecular function: microtubule binding; ATP binding; microtubule motor activity. Gene Ontology annotation, biological process: microtubule-based movement. The record is from RefSeq and is a predicted model, not a curated record.
UCCUACAUAAACAUUAGAAAAUUAGGCAGGUUGUAGGUCAUGAAAAACAAGUGAUUUUUAUUACAGAGGUCAUUCCUAACUAAUCCAGGUAGCGGCGGUAUAACACCAAUUUCGAUUUUCCUUUGAAAAAAUCAUAGAAGAAGAAGAGCGCAUGGGGCUUAUAGAUGACAUGACGACAACCAAUCAGGUUCUUAAGCACCCGGAAAUAAUGCAAGUUUAAAUCUUGGGCGGCGAUUGCGUUGACUUUGGUAGGUAAGUUUGAUUAUGUCGUUUUUUGUCAGAGAUAAACAAACACAAUAAAGAGACUAGUGCGCUUCUAUGUUAGUUUUCAAUCUAUCGAUGAAAUGAAGAUUGUAGUGUCGACUACAGCACAGUAGCUGGACCGUGAGUUAGCUCGUUCACAAAAAGCCAACGUUACCUGAAUUUUGAUUUCUCGGUUACAGCAGCGAGAAGAAGCUAAAAUGGAGACCAGCCUGUCCAGACUUCUUGUUGGACUCUCUGUACAAAUCAGCCGCAGUGAUGGUCGAGUACAUCUGGCAACGGUGAAAUCCGUUGAUACCGUCAAGUCCACGGUUAUGGUAGAGUGGCAUGAGAGGAAUAUCUGUCGAGGGAAGGAGGUUGAAGUGAGCGAGUUGUGCACACUCAAUCCAGAGCUUCUAGACCAUAUAAACGCUGUCACCAGCAAAGCUGCUGACACACCACCUCCUGCUCCAGACAAGAAGUAUGAGGGUCGACUGCGGUCAUCCAGGAUUCCUGCUCCUUCCUCCUUUGCCAGUCGGUCUCAGUCCAGGCAGACGUGUUUGUUCCAGGCCCCAGCCCCUGUUGCAGCACCAGUCCCAGCCUCUGAGCCUUCACGGGGAAGCCUGGAGACAGUCCAGCCUGAUGUCCCCCCAUCAUCUGUCCUUACAAAUUCGGUGAUUCCUAAUCAGCAGCGUAGAAAGAAUGACACCAGCAAACCAGCACAGUCGCUGCCUUUUGUCUGUGAGGCCAAAAAGGAAAAUGAUGAACCUGAGAGAAUGCCUCCUCCACCUGCCGCCAAAGGCAGGAGAAAAUCUGUGGCUACCCAAGAGUUAAACAAAGGCAGCAAAAGGCUGUCUUGUGUUAUAAAGCCCCCUGAAAUGCAGACCAAGAGGGGAAAGUUUGGAGAGGCUUCUCGACCAAACCAAAAGUUUUACGAGAUGAUCCAAAGCUUCAGAGAGACCUUGGAAAUAAUCCCAAUAUCAACCACUGACCUGAUUGAAUCUCACAGGAUUUGUGUGUGUGUUCGCAAGCGGCCUCUUAACAAGCAAGAGCUUAAUAGGAAGGAGAUUGAUGUGGUGUCUGUACCUGGGAAUGGUUCACUACUGGUCCAUGAGCCAAAACAGAAGGUGGACCUCACCAAGUACUUGGACAACCAAGUCUUUCACUUUGACUACUCCUUUGAUGAGACCACCACCAACGACCUGGUCUACAAGUUCACAGCCAAACCUUUGGUGCAGUCCAUUUUUGAAGGUUGCAUGGCAACAUGUUUCGCCUAUGGCCAGACAGGAAGUGGAAAGACUCAUACGAUGGGAGGUGAUUUCACAGGGAAGCAGCAGAACAGUGCCAAAGGGAUUUAUGCCUUGGCAGCCCGGGAUGUUUUCACCUAUCUGAACCACAGGAGGUAUAAUAGCCUGGAUCUCUCUGCCUACGUCAGCUUCUUUGAGAUUUACAAUGGCAAAGUGUAUGACCUGCUGAACAAGAAGGCCAAGCUCCGUGUUCUGGAGGAUGAUCGACAGCAGGUUCAGGUGGUAGGCCUUGAGGAGGUCUAUGUGACCACAGCAGAGGAGGUCAUCAGGAUGAUACAGGCAGGCAGUGCAUGCAGAACAUCAGGCCAGACCUCAGCCAACGCCAACUCAUCUCGCUCUCAUGCAGUCCUCCAGAUUGUGCUACGGCGCAAUGACCGUGCGACCACGCUGCACGGCAAAUUUUCAUUGGUGGAUUUGGCUGGGAAUGAGCGUGGCACAGACGUCAGCAGCAAUGACCGCAGCACUUUGGUUGAGACUGCAGAGAUCAACCGCAGCUUGCUGGCUCUCAAGGAAUGCAUUCGUUCACUGGGAAAAAACAGUGAUCACAUUCCUUUCCGGAUGAGCACUUUGACCAAGGUCCUCAGGGAUUCCUUCAUUGGAGAAAAGUCCAGGACCUGCAUGAUUGCCAUGGUUUCUCCAGGCAUGGCUUCAUGUGAAUAUACAAUGAACACACUACGUUACGCUGACAGAGUGAAGGAACUGAAUGGCAAUUCCAAAGUCAGCGGAGUAGCUAAGGCACAAGAGCCUAUAAACAGCUCCUCAGAUGAGGAAUCUGUUGUGGACACCAAUGUGUAUGAUGCCAUAUCCCAGGUGGCAGAUCUGGAGGAGAAAAUUUAUAUAGAGUUCCAGAGGGGAAAUGAACUUUUCAAGGCAAUGGAACAAACCUCGUACAACAUCGAGACAGGACUUCCUGACCUGGUGGAUCAUUCGCGGAAGCUCUUGGACACAGUACUGGCUUUGCAGUCUGCUGUGGAUCAGGAGAGAAUGGCGAGGCUGAACCACUGAGAUGAACCCAAAAACCCAUCCAGACAAGCAAACAAACUUGUUUCUUGAAAAAGCAGUUCUUCUUUUAUUUUAUUGUAUCGUGUUGACUAUUAAAUAAAAUGUAUUCUAACACUAA